Macrobrachium nipponense is the source of this 819-nucleotide messenger RNA. RefSeq names its product large ribosomal subunit protein eL13-like (gene RpL13). Gene Ontology annotation, cellular component: ribosome; cytosolic large ribosomal subunit. The record is from RefSeq and is a predicted model, not a curated record. Gene Ontology annotation, biological process: translation. Bases 155 to 796 code for a protein of 213 amino acids. Lineage: Eukaryota; Metazoa; Arthropoda; Malacostraca; Decapoda; Palaemonidae. The transcript has 6 exons. Gene Ontology annotation, molecular function: structural constituent of ribosome; RNA binding.
UAAAAAUAGGAAAAUUAUCUGUGACAAGAAUUUAUUUUUUACUGAUAAAUUCGAGAAAGAACCAAAAUCAUCUCUGCAGGUUUGUUUUCAUCCGAGCACUCGCUACCAAUCUCUUCUUGAGUGUGUCCUGCUCGCAGGACGGUCAGUAGUGACCAUGGCACCUAAAAGGAACAAUAUUAUUCCGAAUGCCCACUUUCAUAAGGAUUGGCAGCGUUAUGUACGCUGCUGGUUCACACAGCCCGCGAGGAAACUACGCAGGCGAAAUAAGAGGCAGAAGAAAGCAAGAUUAGUGGCCCCAAGACCUUUGGGAAAACUGAAGCCCAUCAUCACCUGCCCAUCCAAUAGAUACCACAUCAAGAAACGUUUGGGGAAGGGCUUCACUUUGGAAGAACUUAAGGGAGCAGGUCUGAAUAAACGUUAUGCCAUGACAAUUGGUAUUGCUGUAGACCAUCGCCGAACUAAUAAAAGCAUGCAAAGCCUACAGAGAAAUGUCAGGAGACUAAAGGAAUACAAGAGCAAGUUGAUCCUCUUCCCAUUGAAGGUCAACAAGCCCAGGAAAGCAGAUUCCUCUCCCCAGGAACUUUCUAUGGCACAGCAGUUGGUGGGAGAAGUCUUACCUCUUCAUCCACAGUCUAUUAAGGAAACCUCCAGAAAAAUCAGCAAGAGAGACAAGGCUUACAGCUGCUUCAAUGCCCUCAAGAGUGAAAGGUCAACUGCUCGCAACUGGGGAAAGCGCGCCAAGAAGGCACAGGAAGCUGCAGAAAGUGCUGCUGUUAUUGGUGGAGCCAAAAAAUAAUAUUAAAGUGGCAAAAAGAGAAA